Molecule: messenger RNA, 1601 nt
Organism: Onthophagus taurus
Lineage: Eukaryota; Metazoa; Arthropoda; Insecta; Coleoptera; Scarabaeidae
Source: RefSeq, a predicted model, not a curated record
GUAGCACGCGAGCGACGUCGACGUCGUUCCUCGACGUCCAGACGCCCUAACCCGAUCAAAAAACAUCGUUUCUUUCGGUUAUUUAACACAAAAAUGUAUCAAAACAAUUUUUUUUCCGCAUCAUUAAUCAACAAAAUUAACAAUAAAAAAGAAGAAAAAUUUUCUCACAAAUGGCUCCAAAACUUUUCCGAAUAACCUAAAGAAACGCAAACGGAAAAAGAAAAACUUUCCAAACGACAUGGAUGAAUCCCCAUGUCUUCCACAAGGAUCUGCCUAAUCUUCGGGAUAAUCUGCGCCUAUUUAUUGGUCUUAUUGGUAGUUGUAGAGUUGGGAUUCGGCCCGAAUAAAGAUCAUGGAUUCGCGACGAAGUUUCAGUUGGCAGAAUUUACCCAGCAAACCGCGCCGAAACCGAAAAAUUUAGAAUACAGCAUUUCCGGAUUACGACCUCCGCUGAAACGAACCAAAAUCGAAUGGUGCUCAAAUUUAAAAUACAUUAAUCCCCCAAUCGAACCGGUCGCUUUGGCCUCAUUUCCCGGAAGCGGAAACACUUGGUUAAGAUAUUUAUUACAACAAGCAACAGGUUUUCAUACCGGCUCAGUUUAUAAAGAUUACGGGCUAUUAAAAAACGGAUUUCCUGCAGAGAGUAUCGUAAAUGGAUCUGUUUUGGUGGUGAAAACGCACGAGUGGGGCUCCGUGGCUAGGAGGCCAUUUGCGAAGGCGGUGCUUUUGGUGAGAGCUCCCGGACCGGCUAUUUUGGCAGAAUUCAAUCGGCAAAGUGGGGGACACAUCGGAUUUGCCUCUUUGGAUCGAUACAAAAGAAACCGAGGAAGAUAUUGGCACCAAUUUGUAAACGAUAAAUUACGUUCUUGGCGUAACACAAAUCUCGAUUGGUUAAGAAACUUUACGGGUCCCACCCACGUUAUCUUUUACGAACAAUUAGUACAGAACGUUGAGAAUACUUUAAAAACGAUUCUGGAUUUCCUCGAAAUUCCGAUAACGAAAAAACUGUUUGAUUGUGCGAUCCGUAGAAAGGAGGGAAUUUAUCGGCGAAAACGUCGAGUGUUGGCCUUCGAUCCGUUCACCGCCGACAUGAAGUUGGCAAUGAAACGCGAACAAGAGAAGGUUUACGACGAAAUCUAUACGUUGGCGUCGCCGGCGAAACGAAAACGAAGAAGAAAGAGGAAGAAAUAGGCGAUUAGGAAUUGUAAAUUCGAUUUGAUAGUGAUUUUAAAUGAAAAUAAUAAUUUUAAUGUAGGGUAUUUGUAAAGUUAUGUAAUGUUAGGUUAAAAUGUGAAAAAGAUGUUUUUAAGGGGGAUUUUUAGAAUUUAACGAGAUUGUAUAAACAAAUUAAGGAAAUUGUAUGGUAUAAUUAACGAAUACGACGAAUUAAAAGAUACAAUACAAUUUUUUAAAUAAUUAAUGAUUAACCUGCGACUGUGAUCGUUUAUUCCAAAAAAUAAACUUAGAUUUUUUUCCCGUAUUAAUUUAAAUUAAAAUUUUUUUUCGUGCCAAUACAAAACAAAGCCUCGAUUUAAAUAGAUAUCAAAGCAAUCAAUUGUGCUAAUAUGUAAAAAAAUCAAUAAUUAAAUAAAUUAAUUAAA